Molecule: messenger RNA, 675 nt
Organism: Arctia plantaginis
Lineage: Eukaryota; Metazoa; Arthropoda; Insecta; Lepidoptera; Erebidae
Source: the annotation of a GenBank genome assembly
AUGACCUUGUAUAAACUUUUGGUGGUUAUAUUGGCGACCUGUGCAAGCAGCUCCGCCGCACCGACAAAACCACUACCCUACGCCGAAUCUUUCGAAGAGGUUAAGCUGACUGAAAAAAUACUUACAGAUAUGGUCUUAUCAAUGGCUGGGGAAAAUCCACACCUGAAUGAUUACCGACGUCAUUACUCAGAAAUCGCACAUACUGUCUACCAUAUCGCCUAUUUCACUGUAAUGGCACAGCGAUGCAAUAAAUCCGUCACAGACGAUUUGUAUGAAAAGCUUUUGGAAGAAUCAGUUACAGAGGUAAUAAGUAAUACGACAUACGUGGUAGAAAUCACACAGCAGUUUCUCGAUGAUUUAAACGCAAAAACACAAGCGAUUCAAAAGUUGGUAAACAUUAGCUGCGCUAAUGACAUUAAUAAAAGAGAUUGCAAUGCAGUAAUCCAAAACUUCAUUCUGAAUGACCCAGAGAAAUAUGAAAAAGAGGCCAGCGCACUUUUAGUUGCCGGUGAAUCUGCCAAAGUAUUUAAUAUCAAUUCUGACAAAUUUGAUUACAUAUCAAAAGAACUGGAGGCACACAAAUAUGUCAUAAGAAAUCCUGUAGAAUUUAAAAAUAUUAUCGAUGCACUUAUAAAAUUGGUUCUAGUUUUAUACCCGACUGAAACUUUUUGCUAA